UUGUCGAUUCCUUUUUAGCCAAGCGGUAAGAGGCCUCAUACAGUACAGUAAAUCGUAAAAUCAAGAAAUGCGGUAACCAGCUUCCCUUGCGUACUAAAAUAUCUACUUUUAUUUACUCAGGGGGUAGGAAUAACAUUACUCGACCGAUGUAAACAAAACUGAAUAGUGUCGGUUCAGCGUUAGCUGUUUUGCUAACAGCAGAGCAAAGCAGACGCAGUGAGGUGAAGAGGCUUGAUGCUGAUCGACGUCCAGCGGCAAACACACGCCUGGCUGUUGUCAUAAGGCACAAUGUCAAAAAGCGAGACAGAAGAGAUGAUAGAGAUUGAGAUUGACGAACGGGAGAAACAGGCGUGCUUGGAGGAAGGUGUUGAGGAGCAGACCAUCACUGCAUCAGAUCUGAUACAACAAGAUAUUGACAUCAAUGAGCCCAUUGGCAAUUUGAAGAAGCUUUUAGAGCCCCGUAUCCAGAUAUCACUGGACGCAUAUGAGAUCUGCUUGCAGGACAUUCAGCUCCAUCCCGAUCACAGCCUGUUUGAUCAGGGAGUAAAGACAGAUGGCACAGUGCAGCUCAGCCUGCAGAUUAUAACUAAACCAGGUGAGGAGAAGUUGAACAUUUUGGAAAUCGUGAAGCCAGUGGAAACAGUAGAAGUGGUGAUUGAUCCGGAUGCAGCUGGAGAAGAGGGGACUCUGGUGGAAGAGGGUCAGCUCAUCGCUGUGGAGCGAUCUGCCCUGACAGAUGAGACAUCAGAGCAGGUUACACGCUGGGCUGCAGCCCUCGAAGGCUACCGCAAAGAGCAGGUUCGCCUGGGCAUACCAUAUGACCCGGUACUGUGGACAGCUGACCAGGUGAUCCACUGGGCCGUCUGGGUAAUGAAGGAGUUCAACAUCGAUGAGAUGGAAAUCGGCAGCAUUCACAUCCCAGGUCGAGAUCUCUGCUCAUUCAGCCAGGAAGAGUUCCUGCAGAAAGUGCCUAACGGGGAGAUACUCUGGAGUCACCUUGAACUCCUCCGCAAAUAUGUGUUGGCAAGCCAGGACCAGUCUGGUGGGGAUGCUACUGUCACCAUCGAUCAGCCUGUGCAGAUAAUCCCAGCUCAAGUGAGCACGCCUUCCGCCAUAAAAGUGUUAAAGCAGAAUCGUGGUCCCAGAGCUCCCCGGAUUUCAGGAGAAGAGCGGAGCUCACCGGGCAACCGCACAGGCAACAACGGUCAGAUCCAGCUGUGGCAGUUCCUGCUGGAGCUUCUGACAGACAAGGAUGCGAGGGACUGCAUCUCCUGGGUGGGAGAGGAGGGAGAGUUCAAACUUAACCAGCCAGAGCUAGUGGCACAGAAAUGGGGGCAGCGGAAAAACAAGCCCACUAUGAACUACGAGAAACUCAGCAGAGCCCUCAGGUAUUACUAUGAUGGGGACAUGAUCAGCAAGGUGCAGGGCAAGCGCUUUGUCUACAAGUUUGUGUGCGACCUGAGAACUCUGAUUGGCUACAGCGCUGCUGAGCUCAACAACCUGGUGACCGAGUGCGAGCAGAAGAAGUUGGCUCGGAUGCAGAUGCAUGGCAUCGCUCAGCCCAUCACUACAGUGACCCUGGCCACUACGACACUAGACAAAGACAGUUAAAGGAGGAUGCCUUUUAAAGGAGAGUGCUUUAGCAUUCUCCGCCAAUGCUUGGAAACAAAUCAACACAAUUCUUUCUUUUUGACACAGCUGUGUUCUUUGGGCACAGGAAUGCAAGACUGAUCAGUUUGGACUUUUGUCAUCUUUACAGUUUGAUCUGACUAAAACAGUGGCAGGCUUUUUAUAGCUUUUCUUUGACUCUAACCAAGAGAAGAAAUGUGUUCAGGACAAGAAGAGGAAUGGCUGUGUGGCUUUUUUGUGUGCAUGUGGCUGAAUGUCUGAGUGUGUGAAUGAAACCCAGUUAUGAGUUAUGUAUAAUGUACUUCUUGUCUCUAGUUCAGGAUUGUUUCCACUGUAUAUACCGGUACUUCAUGUUUUUGAUAGCUGCAAGGACAAGUGUAUUUUCAUAUUUUCCAUUUCUAGAGAGCCUGUUUUGUAUUUUAUUUAGUGUUUUCCCUGAACUGUUGGAACUUUUUUGUCCACUAGGGGGAAUAAAGUGGUAAGAAUUUUUCUUAA
Molecule: messenger RNA, 2124 nt
Organism: Cheilinus undulatus (humphead wrasse)
Lineage: Eukaryota; Metazoa; Chordata; Actinopteri; Labriformes; Labridae
Gene: gabpa
Product: GA binding protein transcription factor subunit alpha
Exons: 10
Coding region: 289-1611 (440 amino acids)
Biological process (GO): regulation of transcription by RNA polymerase II; cell differentiation
Cellular component (GO): nucleus
Molecular function (GO): sequence-specific DNA binding; DNA-binding transcription factor activity, RNA polymerase II-specific
Source: RefSeq, a predicted model, not a curated record